GCAUGAACGUUACGGUGUCUGCUCACGAUUGUGCGCUUGUUGCAUUCGGUCGUCUCGGACAAGGUUACACUACUGGCCUACACUAUUUCAUAAAGUUUCUUGACUAGCAGUCAUGGGCGGCGAAGUCGCUGAACACGGCCACCACGGACAUCAUGGCCCGAAAGUUCCAGCUGUACCAGAUUACAGGAUCUAUAAGGUCGAGGACGUCCCGAGGCUGGUGAAACUGAGGGAUGCACUGGCUCGAGAAGGCCUCAAAGACCCCUGGAUGAGAAAUGAAGUGUGGCGUUACAGCUCGUUCACCAAGAUCAACAACUGGGGUCUUGCCAAGGCUCUUAUAACACGUGGAAUGAAGCCUGGCUUCAUACUGGCUGUAGCCACGGUUGUAUUAGAGAAAGCAUAUGACUUUGCAUUUGCAAAGGAUCACCACCACCACCACCAGGACGAAGGUCACCAAUAAUCAAUAUGCAAAUGUUCAACAAAUAAUGCUAGUGAAUAAAUCAGUUAAGCUGCAAA
This is a messenger RNA of Dermacentor andersoni, 513 nucleotides long. RefSeq names its product NADH dehydrogenase [ubiquinone] 1 beta subcomplex subunit 3 (gene ND-B12). Lineage: Eukaryota; Metazoa; Arthropoda; Arachnida; Ixodida; Ixodidae. The record is from RefSeq and is a predicted model, not a curated record. Gene Ontology annotation, cellular component: respiratory chain complex I; mitochondrion. Gene Ontology annotation, biological process: electron transport chain; mitochondrial respiratory chain complex I assembly.